Messenger RNA from Paramecium pentaurelia, 1010 nucleotides. Lineage: Eukaryota; Ciliophora; Oligohymenophorea; Peniculida; Parameciidae. The record is from the annotation of a GenBank genome assembly.
AUGAGUUAAGAAAUCUAAAAAGAAGAAGAAAAAGAGAAUUAAAGUCCUAUUGUUUCUAAAGUUUAUGAAAAUGUUAUUAUAUUUAAGAAUCUUUAAAUUAAUAUGGAUGAAACUUUAAAGAAAUAUCAAGAAUAAUAGAUUGGACCUGAUAUAUAUAAAUAUAAUGUUAUCUCAUUACCAGAUAAUGAUAAAAUUUAGAAUGAUUCAAAAUUAAAAAUAUUUUGUGAAGAAAGAGAUUUCAAUGGAAUUUUAUAGAAUAAAGAUAAAUAAGUUUAACUCAAUAGAUUUUCUAUGAAAUCUCCAAAACCAGAAUUAAAUUUAAUUAAGAAACUUCUGUUAUCAAUGCAUGUUGGAGAAGAAUCAUGGUUCAAGAUAUGCAAUUUUAGUAAUUAGAAUGAAGAUUCAAAUGAAAAUGAUAAAUAAACAACAGUUUUUAGAUAUUUUAAGAUAAAAAUAGUAGAAUAAUAAAUAAUUGAAAAACCUUUAGAUUUAACAGCCUUAGAAAAGUAUAAUAGUUUAAUUUUAUUAAAUAGUCGUUUUCUUUAAUUUGAAAAGUUUAGAAAAGAUGGAAAUACUCUAUUUAAUAAUAGUUAAUUUGAAAAUGCUAUUAAAAAGUAUAAAAAGGGAAUUAACUUUAUGGAGGCAUGGCCUAAAAUAUAUGAUUAAGAUAUAUAAGUCCAGUAAAAAAAGAAAUAUUAUUAUUACUUAUUUUGUAGUAAUAUGGCUUAAUCAUAUAUUCUAUUAAAGGAAUAUGAAAAAGCCAUUAUGAUUUUAGAGGAUAUUAUACCUUAAUGUAGAGGGAAUGUAUAAAAUUGAAUAUGAUAUUUUAGGAGUUUGAAAUAAAAAGUUACUAUAGAAUAAUAGUAUGUUAUAUGAAAACUAGAGAAUUCGAUAAAGCAGAAAGAUAUUUAAGAGAAGUUAAACAUGUUUGUUAAUUGGAUGUAGAUUAAUCUUAACUUUUUAAUUGGUUAGAAAAAGAAUGUAAACCAUUAAAAAAAGUGAAAAUAUGA